Lodderomyces parapsilosis is the source of this 1932-nucleotide messenger RNA. RefSeq lists its product as uncharacterized. Lineage: Eukaryota; Fungi; Ascomycota; Pichiomycetes; Serinales; Debaryomycetaceae. The transcript has a single exon. The record is from RefSeq and is a predicted model, not a curated record. Gene Ontology annotation, biological process: mismatch repair; nucleotide-excision repair. Gene Ontology annotation, cellular component: nucleotide-excision repair factor 2 complex; XPC complex; nucleus. Gene Ontology annotation, molecular function: single-stranded DNA binding; damaged DNA binding. The coding region runs from base 1 to 1932 and encodes 643 amino acids.
AUGAAUGAACUUUUUAUAAGCGAUGGUGAGAGUGAUAAAGAACCUCCAUUGAAAAAGGCAAAGGCGAUUGAGAGUGGUGUUAAGUCAGAUGUGGAUUCUGUUUCCGAUUCUGAUUUUGAUUCUGACUUCGAAGAUAUACCAUUGCAACCACUAACUCAGGCAUUGCCUACUCAAGAUGCAGCAAGUGAAUUCAACAUUGCAAUACAAUCAGUAGAUGACGAACAGAGGAGAAGACUAAACCAGCAGAUUGAAGACAAGCAACGAAGAACCAGUUUGCACUACCUAAGCAUUAUUGCUUAUACAUUGCAUGCAUGGCAGAGAAACAAACUCCUUUCAGAUAGAAAAGUCUUGAAGGCGCUAAAGAAACUAUUGCCCGAACUGUUUAUUAAACAAUACAAAAAGUUUAAAAAGAAUCCCACUGAUGAGCAGUUAGUCUAUAUCAUUAAGUACUUGACGAAAUGGAUUAGAAAGAACUUUAAGCAUGAUUCAAACGGGCUUCGAGUGCUUGGAUACUUGCCAAAGAAAAUCAAGCUGCAAGGAGACUACUUUGCCAGCAAUGCAAAGCAGAUAUCCACUGUGAAAGACUUUUUACUGACAAUACGGAGGUUCCAACAUAACAGAGACGUGGGGGCGCAAGUAUUCACUGCGUUGCUUCGUAGUUUGGGUUUGGAGGCAAGACAAGUCUUUUCAUUGCCGGUUUUGAGUACCAAAAAGCCGACAAAGUUGCAACCAAAGUUGAACAAAAAAACUCUUGACAUAAACAAGGAUAAUGAUCUAUUAUAUCCAUAUUUUUGGACAGAAUUGGUUAAUCCUAUAAAUGCGUCGGAAAUAUUUGUCAUUGAAACACAAUGUUUUCUUGAAGAGGAGAAGCAAUUGACGAGGUUGAAAAGGCACCUGUCCAGCGUCAAGAAAUCCUACACGAAUGUGUAUUACCCAGUGCAAAAUCAGUUGUGUCAAAUGUCAAUGCAUUAUGUGCUAAGCUUCACCAAUUCUAAUCUCGUUUUUGAUGUCAGUUCAAGGUACAUGAGUGAUGUUUCAUAUAGAUGGUUCAACAGGCUUGAUUUGAGGACUGAAGCGGGUAGAGCUGCUUUAUUGCUUAGCUCGGUUAUUCGAAUUUUGAAUUUAGGCAAACAGUAUAACGCUGAAGACAAUGCGGAAUUGGACAGUCUAAGGACUAUUGCCAUGCACAACUACACCAUCCCCAAGACACUUUCAGCAAUGAAGAGAAGCCCUAAUUUUACAACUAAGUCUACGUUGAGAUACAAUGAGAUUAUCGGUCCCGGCCCUCAUGCGCCGCCAAUUGCAAAAGUAGUCAAUGGUGAAAAACGUCACGUGUAUUUCAAAAACUGUCUCAUUGUUGGAAAAUCUGAACAGCAAUGGAAAUUCUGUGGGAGAUCAAUACGGCCAGAGGAGAUUGAUAGACCCAUAAAGACAAUUAAAGCUAAUCCUAGAACUAUCCAUCGAAAAAGAAUAUUCAACUUGAAUGGCUUGAAUGAUCCCGAGUUGAAUAAGGUACCAUUGUAUUCGUUCUCCCAGACAUGCUCCUACAUAAAGCCCAGUGUUGUGAAUAAUGUCUUGCCGAGAAACAAGUAUGGAAAUAUCGAAAUUUUCAGGCCCAAUAUGGUUCCUGAUGGCUGUGUAUGGCUCAAGAUGCAAGAUAUUGAGGUUGCGCUUGUCAACCGUCAAAUACAAUGUGUUCCUGUGGUUGUCGGGUUUGUUUUCAAGAGCGGUUCAGCUUAUCCUGUCAAAAAUGGAGUAAUUGUGUUGACGCAGGAUGAAGUUGCUGCGAAAAAGAUUUGGCUUACUUAUAAGAUAAAAGAGCAGCAAAGAGCUGAAAAAGAUAAACUAAUACGUUCCUUGUAUGUAUGGAGAUUAAUUUUAAACAAGCUUAGAGUCAAACAGAACUUGAACCAAAGGUAUGGUCACUUGUAA